Molecule: messenger RNA, 1347 nt
Organism: Talaromyces proteolyticus
Lineage: Eukaryota; Fungi; Ascomycota; Eurotiomycetes; Eurotiales; Trichocomaceae
Exons: 4
Coding region: 294-1187 (297 amino acids)
Source: RefSeq, a predicted model, not a curated record
CUAUGCUUCUACACCCUAUUCUAUGCAUGCAUAUGCAUGAAAUUGUGAUAUGACACGCAAUAAUUAGUUUCAGGGAGAGGAGACAUGAGGCUCUCAUAGCAGACAUACUCAGACAAGAGAAGAAUAUGUGCUUGAAAAAUAUUAUAUAAAGGGUGGUAAGGUGCCGAAUUGUUUCUUUACCACAUUCAACUUUUAAUGCCCAAUAUUCAUUUAACCUUAAUAUACAUUCAUUUUUUAUUCCUUUUUGUUCCUGCCAAAUUCAAUUUAUAUUCAUCUCCUUUGAGCGAAACGAAAUGACAGAAUCCGAAGCACACAUUAACGACAUUGCCGAUAUAUUCAGUCGCCAGCCGCGCAUUGCGGCGGUGAGAACUUUCGAAAAUCUCGCUGUUAGAUACCUUUUGCAUCUCGAAACUGAGAUAUAUGAAAUUGAACGUCUUGUUUUGGAAAGAUCGCCACGCGGUGUUCAGUCUGCGACAACCUCUUCAGUCAAUGUCUCCCCCGUCAGCGACAGUAUUCCAGCAUAUGAAGAUGUACGUGAGAAGCUCAAAGAAUACCAAGAACUUCUCCUACGUGUUGUUGAAAUAUGCAGGCUUAAACACUUGGAUCAUAUUGAUGAAAAAAGUUUGACAAGCUCCUUAGAAUAUUUUCUAACAAAACCAUGCCGUCCUAUUCUAGAAAAAAGACUUGAUUCGUUGAAAGAGAACGCAGACUUUGUGCGUGUUUUGGCAAACCACGAGCCCACCCCAGAUUGGUUCACGCGACGGAUGAUACACCUACUCUUCUGGCUAGCCCGCAGCAAGGCAGUCAAUGGCUUCUUUGAGUCUCUCGCGAAAUGUCUUAGAGGAGCUCUGGAGAAGGUCUUGCCUAAGAGUUGCAACUCGCGGAUCUUUAACGAGGAAAGCCCCAAAAAACCGUCCGAGGAAGAAGAUUUUAGUACCUCAAACUAUGAUCGUCUUAUCAAAAUUGUCGCCGUAACAAACAUCCUCAUAGUAUCACUUCUGAAUGCGGCAGCAUUGUUUACUCUGAAUGAGAUUAAGAACAGCAAAGGCCGGAUAGGGGCAAUUCCAGCCUUUUCCUUGCUCUUUUCUCUGGCAGCUUUGGUGUUCGCGUCUACCGACACUGCAAUGAUUUACACCUCUACCGCUGCAUACUCGGCUGUGUUAGUCGUUUUCAUAAGUAUUAGCUAAUUAGCUUUGUUUCUGUGGCAUUCACAUUCCAUGUCCGUGACAUGCGCAAUGUAUAUGAAUAUUCCCUUUGUCUCUUUCAAACCCUGUAUUACAUGCAGUGCUCCCAACAUUCACAUGACUCGCACCUUUCAACUUUUCUUCUACACCGGUUGAUUGAAUA